AUGUCUAAACGUAAAAGUGUUGGAAAUACUUUAUUUAAUUAUUUUACUAAGACUCCUCCUAGUAAUAAGAAAUUAAAAACAAAUACUGAUGAAUCAAACGUAGAACCUAAACGAACAAUUGUUGAAAACGAAACCGAAAUCAAAAUUGAACACAAUAAGCGUGAAAGGCAACCAACACCCUCUCCUGAGUUAAAUAAAACCUGUGAAGACAGUGACGACGGUACCCCUAUAUUCUCUAAAAAAAGUAAGAGGAUACGCCUCAAUCCCGUAGAUUCUGAUGACUCCGAUGUGGAGAAUAGAGAUACACAAACUCCAUGUAAAGAAAGAACUGCAUUGCACAAAAGACUACAAGACAGUUUUAAAUAUGAUCCAAAUGAAUCACCCAAAAGUUCCAAGGAGACAAAACCUAUGAAUGGUUCUACUGCAAUCCAAGCAAAACCCUCUGAACAGCAAGAAGCACCAGUAUUGGCAGAGGAAGGUGACUGGGCUCAUUGUAAACUUGAUUGGUUAAAACCCGAUAAGAUUCGAGAUGCUAAGAAAAGAAGGCCAGAUCAUCCUGAUUAUGACCCCACAACAUUAUAUGUGCCACCUGAGUAUUACAAAACACAAACUCCAGGUCACAAGCAGUGGUGGGACAUGAAAUCUGCUAAUUUUGACUGUGUCUUGUUCUUUAAAGUUGGCAAAUUCUAUGAGUUGUAUCACAUGGAUGCAGCAGUUGGUGUUAAUGAGCUAGGCUUCUCAUAUAUGAAGGGCGCAUUUGCACACUCUGGGUUCCCUGAGAGCGCGUACGGACGUAUGGCUUCAACUCUAGUGUCAAAGGGAUACAAAGUGGCUCGUGUUGAGCAAACGGAAACACCAGAAAUGAUGCAAGAAAGGUGUAAAAAACUAUCGGGCAAAAUGGACAAGGUAGUGAGACGGGAAAUAUGCCAGGUGGCAGUGCGUGGGGCCCAAGUCUGCGGUCUCCAAGAUCCAGGGCCGUCCGACGCGGCUGCCGUCUACCUGUUGGCUAUAGCCGAAGAGGAAAGUAAUGGAUGUAGCACUUAUGGAGUCUGCUUUGUGGACACUUCAAUAGGUCAGUUCCACAUGGGGCAGUUCCAGGAUGACAAGCACUCCUCGCGGCUGCUGACCACUGUCGCGCACUAUCCACCAGCAUUACUGGUGUUCGACCGCAAGCGUACCAGUCAGCGCACGCUGGGGCUGCUGGCGACGCACUGCCCCGGCGCGAGGCGCGAGCCGACCGCCGCGUGGGCGCCCGAGAAGGCGCUCGCCACUCUGGCCGAGAAGUACUACAGGACCAACGCGGACGGACAGUGGCCGGAGGGGCUCAGGCCGUUCCUCCACCCGGGAGAUGCUUUAGGGCUCACGCCGGCCUCGCACUGCCAUCUGGCGGUCAAAGCGUUGGGCGGCUGCGUUGCUUUCCUAACGAAGUGUUUGCUGGACAUACAGAUAUUGGACAUGGCCCAAUUCACUGCCUACUCACCGCCCGACGUCGUAAACAAGACCUUAUCGCCAGAGGUUAAGGCUCAAAACUCCUGGAGGGGUGGUAGCACGAUGGUGCUCGACGCCAUUACAUUAAAAAACCUGAGAAUCGUGCAAGACGAGGGUUGCUUGUAUGAUAAGAUCAAUUUCUGCUCAACGGCUAUGGGUAAAAGGUUAUUGUAUCAAUGGGUGUGCUCUCCGAGCUGUAGUCUAGCGGUGAUAAAAGACCGCCAAGCGGCAGUCAAAACGUUGCUAGAAAAUCAAGAGCUUUGUCAAGAAGCUAAGGACAUUUUAUCGACACUACCCGAUCUAGAAAGGCUUUUGGCGAAGGUGCACGCAUUGGGAAAUCUGAAAAAGUCCCAGAACCAUCCGGACGCAAGGGCCAUCUUCUACGAGGAGAGGACCUAUUCCAAGCGGAAGGUCGUUGACUUCAUCUCCGUGCUGCAAGGCUACACCUCCGUGUUGAAGCUCGUUGAGUUGUUCUCAGACGUUGAGCCGGCGCUAUUGAGAAAAGUCACCCAGUUCCCGCCGGAAGGGAAUUUCCCAGAUUACAGAGAGACUUUGAAAUUCUUCAAGGAGGCAUUCAACCAGCAAGCGGCGGAGAAGGAGGGUCGUAUACUACCAGGUCAGGGUGUGGACCAAGAGUACGACAAUACCUUGCAGACCAUACAGGAGAUAGAACAGGAACUGCAGGAAUAUCUCGUGGGGCAGGAAAAAUACUUCAAAUGUCGUUUAAAGUACGUGGGCACAGAUAAAAAGCGAUAUCAGAUAGAGGUGCCUCAGAGUAGCGCGUCCAAGGCAGGCUCCGAAUACCACUUGGAGGGUGCUCGGAAAGGGUUCAAACGAUACUCUACAUAUGAGACUAAGGAAUUCCUUUCGGACAUGAUUGCCGCCGAGGAGCAGAAAACCAACGUGCUGAAGGACUUGAGUCGUCGAAUAUUCGAGAAGUUCUCCGCCCACUACAGCCAAUGGGAGGCGGCCGUUCAAUGCAUCUCUACACUCGACAUACUGCUCGCCUUUGCAGAGUUUGCGCGGCAACAGAACGGCGAUAUAUGCUUGCCGCAGAUCACUUUUGACGCUACGAAGAUGCCAUACGUGAAGAUCGUGGAGGGCCGCCACCCCUGCAUCCCCCUCGCCGAGGAGUUCAUCCCCAAUGACACCCAGCUCGGCGGCGAAGGGGGCAGCCUCCUGCUGCUCACCGGGCCCAACAUGGGCGGCAAGUCCACGCUAAUGCGCCAGCUGGGCUUGCUGACGGUCUUGGCCCAUUUGGGUAGCUACGUAUUGGCGCAGGAGUGCAGUUUGAGUCUGGUGGACCGAAUAUUCACGCGGCUCGGUGCCUCUGAUGACAUAUUGUCGGGACAGUCCACUUUCCUAGUGGAGAUGAAUGAAACCGCAGCCAUAGUGAAGCACGCCACGGUCAAUUCUCUGGUGCUUUUGGACGAACUGGGGCGCGGCACUUCGACAUACGACGGCACCGCGAUUGCUUCGGCGGUGUGCGUGGAGCUGGCGGCGCGACGUUGCCGCUCUGUGUUCAGCACCCACUACCACGCUUUGGUGCGCUACCUGGCCAAGGAGCCGAACCUCGUCCUGGGCCACAUGGCCUGUAUGGUCGAGACGGACGAGUCGGUGGACACAGAGAACGAUAUCCCCGAAGAGACGAUAACGUUCCUGUACAAGCUGACGCCCGGCGCCUGCCCCAAAUCUUACGGGUUCAACGCGGCGCGCCUGGCGGGGAUCCCCCGGGAUAUAACGCGCAGGGCGCAGCUGAUCUCCAGGAACCUGGAGAAGGAGGCCACCUGCGCCAGGGCCUUCAGGGACGUACUCAGGACGAACGAAGCCGGGGAUCUGAGGCAACUGUUGUCGACACUGAGCAUU
This is a messenger RNA of Iphiclides podalirius (scarce swallowtail), 3354 nucleotides long. The record is from the annotation of a GenBank genome assembly. NCBI's taxonomy places the organism in Eukaryota, Metazoa, Arthropoda, Insecta, Lepidoptera, Papilionidae.